AUGUCUUGGGUUGUGCGCGGCAGUGCCGGCCAAGUCCAGCCACUCAACAAGGCCGCCGACCAGACGGCGCUCCACCUAGCCGUCGAAUGCUUGGUGGAGGAGCAGAGCGAGGACACGGCCCUCGUCCGGCUGCUGAUCGAGCACGGCGCCGACGUCGGAGCGCUCGACAGCCGGAGGCGCACCCCGCUCGAGAGGGCCAUCUCUGGAGGCUUGCACGCGGUGGUGGAGCUGCUCGCAGAGGCGGCGGCAGCCACGGCUGGACUCCGCCCUGUCUCGCAGCGCGGUCCGGCGCGGCAGACGUGA
Messenger RNA from Emiliania huxleyi CCMP1516, 303 nucleotides. RefSeq lists its product as hypothetical. Bases 1 to 303 code for a protein of 100 amino acids. Gene Ontology annotation, molecular function: protein binding. The record is from RefSeq and is a predicted model, not a curated record. The transcript is spliced from 3 exons. NCBI's taxonomy places the organism in Eukaryota, Haptophyta, Isochrysidales, Noelaerhabdaceae.